Molecule: messenger RNA, 1531 nt
Organism: Oppia nitens
Lineage: Eukaryota; Metazoa; Arthropoda; Arachnida; Sarcoptiformes; Oppiidae
Product: pancreatic triacylglycerol lipase-like
Exons: 5
Coding region: 5-1531 (508 amino acids)
Biological process (GO): lipid metabolic process
Molecular function (GO): lipase activity; carboxylic ester hydrolase activity
Source: RefSeq, a predicted model, not a curated record
AUUUAUGCAUAACAGCUAUGCAUUCAACAGAACUAAAAGAACUAUCGGUAUAUUCAAACGGCCCGACAAACUAGAGGCCAUAGCCAGCUAUCUGUCACCCGAACCUGAUUCCCGACUCCGCACCCGUUUCUAUUUGUAUACCCGCCGUAAUGCCGAUCAAUCACAGGAGCUUACCAUUGGUAACCCGGGYCGRUUGGCCCGAUCGUGGUUUGAUCACCGUAGGCCAAUCAAAUUUGUUAUCAACGGUUGGCUGGAUAACCGAUAUUUUGCCAAAUGGGUCCGAUCGGGUAUCAGUGCACUGUUAGCCCACGGCGACUAYAAUGUCAUAUAUGUUGGCUGGAAAUCAAUCAAUGAGCUGUUUGUGGCCGCAAUUACCAUCAAAUUGUUUAGUCAAGAUUUGGCUCAGUUUAUCAUAUUUUUAAAGAAUACUUAUGGCAUCGAUGGUGAAACUAUUCACUGUAUCGGCCAUUCAUUGGGAUCGUUAUUAUGCGGUUUUGCCGGUGCUAUCACAUACAUGGGCCGAGUUAGCGUACUGGACGCUGGACCGCGUGCUUGGUUUGAACCGUUACCCGAAUGGCAACGUAUUAACCGAUGGCAGGCCGGGUUUGUCGACGUCAUACACAGCGACUACAACCCUAAACUGUCGUGGGGUCUGACCUUACCGGUCGGCGAUGUCGACUUUUACCCCAACUCGGCAGCAACUCAGCCGGGAUGYGCCCGCGAUAUGAUUGUACAGGCCGUACGCGAACUCCGGGAUGAAGGCCUGGUAGUCGGUGUCUAUCAGUGGCUCAGGUAUACACUGUUUUGUUCGCACUAUCGUUCCCAUGAAUGGUGGUUCGAGUCRGUGGUAGCCAAUCACCAUAAGUGUACGUUCAUUGGUGUCCGAUGUCCAUCCUAUAGUAUGUUUAUGACCGGCCAGUGUGGCUGCCAUAAUGAUAAUGAUGGUUAUAGUGGUAGURGACAGUCAUCCUUGUGUGCCGUUAUGGGUAUCGAUGCCGAUAGGAUGGUCGGUACCGGUGCUGCUGCCAGUGAUGUCAAACAUAGGUCAGCCGGCAAAUGGUUUAUCAAGACAUCCGAUUUUAUCAAAGAGACCGGAAGUCAUUGCCUGUUUCAAUACCAGAUAGUCAUACAAUUGUCGGUACAAUUGUUUCCGAUUAUCAAUGGGACGGUUGUACUAACCAUUCACGGCGAAGACAGUGGUGAUAUUAGCGAAGAGCUGAUCCAUACGGAAGAUUUUCGUCUAUAUCCUGGCCUACGGUUCGGUAAGCUGGCCGUCCGUAUGCGUCAGAUUGGACACAUCAAACAUCUAUCGAUUAGUUGGUCACCGAUGCCGAUGAUGACGACGACUAUGUUGAUGACAGAUAGACAAGCACUUCCAUCACCAGCACCGCUAAGUAGUAGUUGGAUUAGCUUAGAGUUUGUCAAAGUAUCGCCAAUAGUGAUGACACCGGAGCCGAUAACACGACUGUUUUGUUGUCCAUCACAGAUGAUUAUCAAACCGUCACAAACAAUAACAUUAAUAGAUUGUUAA